UAAUAACAAAACUGGGCAUCCGCAGGACUCUUCUUAGCGAAGCAAAAGCGAAGAAGAGAGCCGAGAAAGAGAGAGGCAGAGGGGAGAGAUCGCUCUUCUCCCUCGCGUAUAUCCAUCUCCGUCGGAUACAGCAAUCCGUCAAUCGCCGAUCUCUGUGAAAUGCAUUGCUGAAAUAGUUCAGUAAUUCACUUUUACCUUCAAUACCCCUCUCUUCCAAUUUUUUUUCUCAAUCGGACGAUUCUACCCCUCCGUUUUCUUUAAUUUACUAUGUCGCCCACCCCCGAUUCGCCUUCAAAUAACAGCUCCCCUCGUCUGUCAGCAUUAUCAAGCGGCGACGGAAUUUACAGCCCUCGAUCACGCCGGACCGCCCGAAAUCUUCCAUCUGCUUGGGCCCACGUCGUCCGUGGUAGCGAGCCUGAAGCAGGCCCCACCGCCGCGCCGCCAUCACCCUCUGCGAUCCCCUCGCCGGAGCUCAUGGCCGAUUCCGAUCGCUCCCCUUCGAAGUCCUCGGAUAACGCUGCUGUGGCGGAGGCGGGGCCGCCUGAGACCUCUGACAGCUGUAACAACAACGGCGAUACCAAUGUCGGGCAGGCGAAGAGGCCCGCUUGGAACAAGCUUUCCAACGGGGUUGUUGAGGCGGCCACUGUUAUGGGGGCGUCGUGGCCCGCUCUCUCCGAAUCCGCUCGGGCGUCUCCUAGAUCGUCAUCGGAUUCUCUGAAGGCUCUCUCAGAUGGAUCGGUCUCCCCAUCACAGGCGCCGUUGAUUGCAUCUUCUCCACAGAAGCAAACUACUAAUAAUCCAAACCAUAAUUCAACUCCAAACCAUACAGUCCCGGUCCGCCAGAAAUCGAUGAAGCGGAUCAGCGGGCCCACCAACAAUGGUGGGCCUGCGGCACCAUCUGAAAUUCCUCACAAUGCUUCUGAUAAGACACCGGCACCGGCAGUGGUUCCGGAUUCUUCUAGAGACUUUGCUCACAAGACGAAUAAUUGGGAGGGUGGACCAAGGCCCCAUGUUGGUAACGAUCACCCUCGUGCCCGGAGAGGCAUUGGAGGUGGGCCCCAUCCUCGUGGCGAUGGCUUCUAUAAUAACAACCAUGGGAAUCGGCGGGAUCCGGAACGUCCGAAUUAUGAUUGGAAUCCGAACCGAAGUUUUAACGGUAGAGAUCCCCACAUGCAACAGCACCCGAGAGUUGCGGCGAGGAAUUUUAUCAGACCGCCACCUCUUUCUACUACGUUUAUUCCUCCCCCACCAGUUCGGCCUCUUGGGAAUCCUGUCAGCUUCCACGAGAUGCCUUCACCAGGGUAUUAUACAGCUCCGCAUCCAGAUGCUUUUAGAGGGAUGCCGUUUGUUGCUCAUGUACCCACUCCUGCAAUGUAUUUUACUGCCCCAGAUCCUCAGUUGCGGACAACGUUAAUGAAGCAGAUAGAUUAUUAUUUCAGUUCUGAGAAUUUAUGCAAGGACAUUUACUUGCGGAGGAAUAUGGAUGAACAGGGCUGGGUUACUAUCUCUUUAAUUGCAAACUUCAAUCGGGUUAAGCAAUUAACGAACGACGUGCAGUUUAUAUUGGAUGCAAUGCGAUCAUCGUCCGUUGUGGAAGUUAUGGGUGAGAAAAUAAGGAAGCGUGGUGAUUGGAUGCAGUGGCCACUGCCCCCAGUGACACCUAACGCCAAUGCGUUGGCAGCUCGGAUGCAGAAUGUUGGAUUAGAGGGGGCUGCCAGCCACAACAGUAUGAGGGGUUCUUCGCCAGACGCACCUACUGAUGGUGUCCUAAGCAGAUCAUCAUCUGGGGACUCAGGCAGUCCAUUGCAAGCUGCUGUGCCUGGUGGGACCUCUAAUGGGGAGGGGAUAACCCAAGCCUCUGUCCGAGUGGGUUGAAUCCUUCCAUGUCUGUGAGAGCUCUAGUCAAGAGCUAUCACACAUUUUGAUACUAGGGAGGGUUGGGUUCUAUUAUGAUGGUUAACGGGCUUUUUGGACCUCAGUUCAAGGAAAACAAAAAGAAAAAAAGAAAAGAAAAAAAAUGGUCUUUUCCUUGGAGCAUAGCAAGAGCGGCAAUGUCUAAUUGCCAUGAGGAAGAUGAACAAAAAAAUUCUUAAAACUAAAAUUAAAAAAAGCAAAAAAGAACAAAAAACAUUUAAAAAAAAAAAGUUGGUUUGAAUGAGCUAUUAUGAGGUUGUUGGGUUAUGUAUAGUUAGGUUUGAUGUCAAUGGACGGUACUCAUUCUGUUACCAUGAGUUUUAGGGAAGCAAAAUUUUGGGGUGAUUUUCCACGCCAUCCAUGGUUUUAUUGUUGGUCACAAGGGGCUCCUUCUUUGGGAGGGAAGCUGUGAUGGAUGGAUAUGAUACUUCCCUAGCCUCUUUUUAUUUUUAUUUUUAUUUUUUUAUUUAACACAUAUAUAUAUGGCAUAAGAUGAGAUUACAUUAUAUGCCUUUUAUUCAAGAUUCAUUUGAGAUUUUUAUUGCAUAAAAUGUCCUCAUGAGAGGGUUGAAUAUUUCUA
Molecule: messenger RNA, 2494 nt
Organism: Magnolia sinica
Lineage: Eukaryota; Viridiplantae; Streptophyta; Magnoliopsida; Magnoliales; Magnoliaceae
Product: la-related protein 1C-like
Exons: 6
Coding region: 268-1875 (535 amino acids)
Molecular function (GO): RNA binding
Source: RefSeq, a predicted model, not a curated record